Messenger RNA from Caenorhabditis elegans, 787 nucleotides. RefSeq lists its product as uncharacterized. The transcript has 6 exons. NCBI's taxonomy places the organism in Eukaryota, Metazoa, Nematoda, Chromadorea, Rhabditida, Rhabditidae. The coding region runs from base 57 to 722 and encodes 221 amino acids. Gene Ontology annotation, molecular function: ubiquitin binding. The record is from RefSeq and is marked reviewed.
AUAAUGCUGACUCAUUUCAUUUUCAACACUAUUUUUCAGCUUUUUCUAACGAAAUAAUGACGGAUUAUGAUGACUAUGAAGACCGAUCUGGUGUGGUAGAAGAAGAACUAUUGGAUUUUGAUAGAGCAAUGCUGGACUUUCAAGCUAUGUUUCCCAGUCUAAGCAAUUCACAUAUUGAAUAUGUUCUACGGAAAUAUGAUGGAGAUGUUUCAGCCACUAUUAAUGAGCUACUUUAUGAUAACACGCCAACUACAACGACUUCUGAAUCUAUUCCACAUGGAGGAGACUUAACAAAAUUAAGGCAGCGAAGGCAUGAAAUAAACGAAAAACUGAGAGAAAAUCAAAAAUUUUUGGAUACGGUUACAGAUGUGGAAAUUGCGAGAGCAUAUGAAGACCAACAACUGGCCUUAUUACUUGAACACCGAGAAGUGAACACCCUUAUCAGUGAGGAGAAAAAGAAAAAGUCAUGUUCUGACUCAUCUUCUAUUCAAGAAUCGCGCCGGCAUGUGAAAAUUCCCGGGAAAAAUUCGAAAAAUUCUAAAAUUAGUGUGAACAAAGCGAAAAAAUUGGAACCGAGACGACGAUCGGACGAAGAUCGUGUUCCAGAUGGACCAUACAUCGGGGAGGGAGAAGUAAAAUCGGAGAAUUUCGCGGCGAAAAUAAAGGAAACGUUGAGAAAAGCUUCCGGAUCACGAAUUUCGAGAUUAUUUUCAGCACCAUAAUCUAAAUUGUUAUUUUUUCAGUUGUUAAAUAAAAAGGAGACUCAUAAUGAAUUCAUUUUAUUUUA